Molecule: messenger RNA, 5624 nt
Organism: Polistes dominula (European paper wasp)
Lineage: Eukaryota; Metazoa; Arthropoda; Insecta; Hymenoptera; Vespidae
Biological process (GO): positive regulation of transcription by RNA polymerase II
Cellular component (GO): mediator complex
Molecular function (GO): transcription coactivator activity; transcription factor binding
Source: RefSeq, a predicted model, not a curated record
UGCGAUCGCCGUUCGAGCGGUUUGGUCUAUGCCAUGAGAGAUCGUUCCGUGAAACUAUUCGUUGUUUCUCACUCGGGUACGAUUUGAUAACGUACGUUUUUUUCUUUUUCCUUUCUUUCUUCUUUUCUCUUAGACAUUUCUCUCAUAGAUAUCGAAUAGUCUGUCAAAAUAAAAGAUAAUCGUACGCGUAAAGAGUUCGAUGCUUAUUCAAAUUACUUUUGAAAAGAUGUUACCGAAUAAUAGAAGAUAGUGGUGUGCAAAAGCGAUCCACCAAGAUGAUUAUUUCAACAAAACUUUUAAUGUAAAGAGAAAAAGAGAGAGAGAGAGAGAAAGAGGAAGACUGAUAGAAAAAAGAAGAAAGACAGAAAUAUAAAGUGAAAUAAAAAGAAAUCGAAGAAAAACGAAAGGGCAUAGGAGGUUUAAAAGACCGUAGUCACGGUCUUUUUAAGAAAUGGGCAAGAAGGGCUCCAAGCGGAAGACCCGAUGGAGAACCCUAAGUAUUGGUGCUCCGCCAGUAGAGGAGGACGAAGAAGAAGACUUACGAAAUGGAUACGUAAAAGGUCAACAAAAUGACACAAGCUCUCAUAGUUUCGAUCGAAACGGACAGACUGAGUAUAAAUCAAGAAGAAGCAUCGUUGGAUCCAGUGGUAGCAGUGGUUAUGCAAGUGGAACAUCCAGAUCGAGAAGAGAUGACUCUACAGGGUCUCUGUCGCAACCUAAAAUUAUAUUUAACGAGGAUGAAUAUGCAAGGAUUAGUACACCUAGACAAGAUGUCUUAUUCAAGAAGGGUUAUCUAUCCCGUAAAAAAACAUGGACUGGUAACGCCAGUACCAGCGCUACCCCAUCAACCACUGAGAGUCAAUCAGCCUCGCAUUCAACCGCAGGUAGAGAUGGUAGCGAAACAACAGAGGAUCAACAAUUAUUGGAUAGGGAUAGUGCAUCUGGUGAAUAUCCUCCAGGAGUUGAUCCAGCUGCUCAAGUUGGUUACGGGACAUUUUAUGAUCACGCUAGCGGUUAUUAUUAUGAGUAUCCAGUGAUGUUGGUAGGACCUGCACCGGUUCCUGCUCCAAUUGGACCUAGCAUUCUUGCAGCUUUGCCAUGUACUUCAGUACCUUUGAGACCGAUUGAGUGGAUCAAUCCAGCCUUCGUACCAAAACUAUCUGGUCAAUCUUAUUGUAUAAUGGACUCCAAUGAUAAUAAUUAUCAGAGUGGUCAAAGUACAGAAAGUCAUCCCGUGGUAAUAGAAGAACAUGGCAAUGAAUUAGUACCAGUAGAAAAUUCUAAUGGUGUAUGGAACGGAAGUGUUACUGGAAGUGCAAGUUGCAAUGGAAGUGUUGCAGAGGAGAUGGAAGAACAACAACAACCACAACAACAAGAGCAGCAACAAAAACAAGAACAACAAGGGGAAGAAACAUACGUGACGACAGGGGAAGUGGUGGUCAAAGAGGAUAAUCGAACAGAAGAGCUUUAUGGUGUAGCGGAUCAAUGUCCAAUGAUAGAAGAAAACAACGAUGAUGGAAAUGGUGGUGGUCCUUAUCUUGAACCACUAGUAAUGCAGCAAGCACCUGUAUACCACGUGCCACAUGUGAUACCAGCCAUACCACAACCAUAUAUGUAUCCUGGUCACUACAUGUUCGGCCCACCACUGGUCAACGUUAAUGGUGUAACCAUACAAGGAGGACCAAUGAUCAGAACAACAGAUGUUACAAGAAUGACGACUGCUUACAACAAACGAAGAAAGAAGAAAAGAAGUAGAAAGCAAAGAAGACUCGCGUUGGUUAAUCAUGAAGAUGAUGAAGAAGAUUACAGUUCCGAAGGAGAAAGUGCUUUAUCGUCUUCUCGGACAUCUUCUUGGUCUACGUGUCCAGCUCUGGUCACAACAACAACAAUAACAACAACCACAGCAAUGACAACGACGACAACGACAACAACGAUGACAACGACGACAACGAGGACGACGAAUCGACCCCUUAAUCCAGAGUGCGAAGAAUUUCAACUUCGUCCAGUCGUCGAACGUGAUGUUUUACCUACGUUACAACCAUCAUCAUCACCAUCACCAUCAUCACAACAACAACAACAACAACAACAGCAGCAACAACAACAAGAACAACAAGAAGAACAGCGUAUCUCUGAAAAAACUGAACAAUUACUUCGAAUAAGUACGAUUACCGAAGGAAUACGUGAGAACGGUAAUAAUACUUCUUAUGAUACAAAGUAUAAUACUUCCUGUAAGGAUAUGAACAACAAAGAAGAGGAGGAAAUGGCAAUAUUGAAUGAAAUUCACGAUAAGAAUUUGAAAUCAUUCGUGAAAGAGUCGUCGUCAUUGUCAUCGUCGUCGUCGUCGGUAUCGACGUCAUCUAACAAUCAAGUUGACUCUUUGACUAAUCCAGAGAAUAGACUGAUCAACUACCUCUCUGAUAAUAACAAAGUCAACUCAACGAACGAGGAGAUUACAGACUACGUAAUUAACGACGCAAGGACUGAAAGUAAAGCGUCGUUCUUAAGGACUGAUAUUAAGGACGUCCCUAAUAAUAGUUCGUUCAGUGCCAAUGAAUUAUCCGAACGAUCUAAUAGCGACGUUAAUAAGACAUUUUCAUCAAAAUUAUACGUUGAACAUGAUAAUGAAAUAUUAGUAAAUGGCCAACUAUCUACGAACGAAGAAAAAGAAGAAGAUAAUAUUGAUGAUGAUACAGAGAUAAUGAAUCAAAUUCCAUCUCUAGAAAAUCGUACCUUGAUUUCUAAAACAGUAACAACGUCCUCAUCAUCAGCAUCAACAUCGGCAUUGGCAACAGCAUCGUCGUCGUCGUCAAGAUUGUCGAGUCAAUUGGAUCCUGAGGAAGAAACGAUAGAAACCAAAUACGUUAAUACUCGACAAGAAGAGUUGCAAAAAACAUCCGAAUCGUUGGAUACUGCGAAGGAUACAACAACGAUUUUAUUAUCUACGAAAAAGAAGUACAAUUCGAAGGGUACAAAGUUAACAAGAGAAUCAACACCCGAUCCAACUAACUCAAAUAAUAAUAAUAAUAUUAAUAAUAACAAUAGUAAUAACAAUAAUAAUAAUAAUAGUAGUAAUGGUGCUGCUAUUGGAGUCGAAUGCGAGAGCAAAACAGUUAUUUCAUUUGAUACCAUCGAUAAUAACGUUGACAACGCACAACAACCACCGACACUUUCAUUACCCUUCGAUUCGGAAUCCGUAUCUAUUAUUGGAAAAGAUAAUAACGAAAUUGAAGUGGAAGAUCGUGUGUCGAGCGAAUCCGUAUUUGAGACUACAAGAGACAAUGUCGAUAAUAAGACUGUUAGCGAAGACAUCGCCGAAAAUUCGAACGAUGAUUCAGGUUUCGAGACCCAAACGCGUCAUCCCGAAUAUCGUAUUACCGAAGCCGUAACCAAAUGGUUAAGAAGAGCUAACUCACCCGACGUAUUUAUUAAAACAUCAUCGAUUGUUUCGGACGAUAGCGAGGAUGAAAACGAGGAUGAUUUCGACGAAGAGCCGCCAAAAAACUUGCAAGGCAACCCCAUACCUGCACUAUCUUUUAAUAGCAAAGCCGAUGAUGAUCAAUCAUCGUGCAUGGCUAGCUGCAGCGAAUUCGCAAAGAUUAAUAACAACAUUGAGAACGAUAAAGAGCGCAACAAUAAUUUAUUAUCAGCAGUUAAUAAAAGGAAAACAGCAACAACAACGUAUGUUCGAGGUAUUAAGAAAAUAUCAAGAGAUAGAUUCGCUAAACAUGUUGUAAAUAAAAAUGAUAAUAUUCUUAACACCAAAGCUAGACUUUCUUCCUUCGAUUAUUCUUGUCAACAACAACAACAGAAAAAGGAGGAACGACAACAAGAAACAGAAGAAUUCACAAGAAAAUUAAGAAAAAAGAAUCUGCUGAAAACAAAUGUUGCUGCGGGAGUUUGCGAAUUUGUUGAGAAGGAUAGUGUUGCGGGUAUGAGGGUUGCUAACAGCUCUCGGAUGAAUUCGAAAAGAAACAACAUCAGACGUGGGAGAAAAACAGAGAAAAUUCAUAAAAAACCGGCUGAAAGUAUGAACGUUAAGAUAAGAUAUAUUAAUGACGUUGCUGGUAUGGAAGAUGAAGGAAUUGCAGAGGAGGAUACUAUGAAUGUCAGAACAUUUGAGAAAGGAGAAAUAAUUGUUUCAAUAGAUGGGAAAUUUCUUCAAAUUUCACCGUUCGCACAGUUCGUGCAUUAUGUUGAGAAUGUAUCCAAAAGUAUUAAUCAAACGAACGAGAUUAAUGUGAAAAAGACAAUAGUUGAUGCUAAUAAUAAAUUAGAAAAAGAAAAGAUGGAUAAGAAAAAAAGAAAUAACAACGAUGAAGACGACGAUGAUGAUGAAGUAGAAAGUACAGUUGCUUCGUUGAUUAGUAUAGAGGAACCUGACGUAUUAGAAUGUUGGGAAGCAGAAACUAUUGAGCCAAUAAGAACUCCAAAGAAAAUAUUACUAAGUCAAGGUAUAUCCUAUGAAGGAGAAGCUGCUGAAGAAGAUAAUUUUCAAGCCGAGGAAGCUAUCAUAGAGCAUGUACAAAAGUAUUACAGAUUCGCACGCGAAAGCGCUACGAGUAUUGAAGAGGAGCCAUUAGAAAGUAAAAUAAAUGCGCUCGAUCUUAAGCCAUUGAAUAAAUCCAAAAUGGUGCCAAAUAGUCCUGUUGAAUUGAUCAAAGGUUAUCAAGAAGAAGAAAUUCCAAUAAUAAUGCCAAAUGAAAAAGACACAAGUAUAGUGGGAAAACUUAAAGUACCCAUCGAUGAAGCUUAUGAAGUAUAUGAAAGUUGCUACAUGGAUAAAUCACAAUCCAUAACUCUUGAUUCAAUUUUUCAACCACGUAAAGCAUUAAAUCGUCAAGAGGGCGAAGGACCCGUACCAUGCAGAGCAGUUUGUUGUAGCAUUCAAUAAUAAUCUUAAAUAACUAACAAACCAACAGUUAUAUAACUUCAUUAUAAAUAUAAUGUCUUGGAAAAAAAAGACAAAGAACGCGAUGAUUGUUCUAAGGCUGCACAUUUCGAUUGUACUCCUAAUGACACUGUACUUUUUCCACAAACAUUACAUAUAUAUAUCAACGUAUAUGUUUACACCAUUGCCUCGAAAAUGAAAGAUCGAAAUUCAUUCAUUAUAUUAUAUAUAUAUAUAUAUAUAUGAACUAUGCGUUAAUAUAUUUUUAUCGUACAACAAAAAUCAUAAUUCUUCAAGAAAUGUUUCGAAUGAAUUACGGGGGAACGAAACAUAUAAAAAAAAAAAAAAAGAAGACUGUUCUUUCUUUUCUGUUUUAGUUCUUUUUUUUGUAAAUAAUUAUAUUUUUAUCAUCUCGUCAUAUUUCACAAAUAUUUCAAUCGAACGUUAUUACCCAUACUGUAUCAAAGCAAAGAAAAAAAAAAGAAAAAGCAUUAAUGUUAUUGUUUUUAACGAAUUAAUGAUUACCACGAUGGGUAGAAGAAACUACUUGGCGCACAUAUUUUUAUUUCUAUGUUGACGAGUAUACAUACAAGUCGCGCAUUUUUGAUGAUCUUGCCAAAAAAAAAACAAGAUUAAUCGAAUAUAUAUCAUCCCGUUAUCUUUACUUAAUGGAUAGAAAUCAUUAAGAAUGACGAAGAAUAAAAAAAAAAAAAAGAAAAGAAAGGAAAUGGAAAAA